Opisthorchis viverrini is the source of this 754-nucleotide messenger RNA. RefSeq lists its product as hypothetical. The annotation marks the transcript as partial. The record is from RefSeq and is a predicted model, not a curated record. Lineage: Eukaryota; Metazoa; Platyhelminthes; Trematoda; Opisthorchiida; Opisthorchiidae. The transcript is spliced from 2 exons.
UAGCAAUUGAUGUUCAAGCCGGAUGUGUAUGGUGAGAAUUUUGUUUUGAUUGGAGUUUUCCGGUGACCGAUUCGACGAAAAAAUGGAGGAUGUUGGUGAUCGAAAAACACCGAUCAUAGUCAACGAAACAAAGGAUAAUUCUUCUGGUGAAGAGAAUGCCAAACAGUCAGAUUCAACCUUGUCUUCGGACGGAGUUGACUCGGAUGACCCUUCACCUGACCAGCAUUCGGACUCUAGCUCCGAUGUUAUCCGUCUUAUUACAUCCACCAGGAACCUGCUACGUGCUUCUUUGACGUCAUCAACUGAAGAUCAUCCUUUUAAAACAGGACCUGAUGAAUUGAAUCCAGAGGUGGAUAUUCCAUCGCCGAUAGAAAUGGAUACUGAAUGUAGUCCGGUUGUAUAUGUGACACAAGAUGUGGUGGAAUCUAAAUUUGAUGAUAUAUCCUCUGCAUGUGAGCCCACAACCUCUAGUAACGAAUGCCUCGAUCCAAGUCAAGUGUUCCGUGAUGACCCACCACAAAGCGAAGACCUCCCAUCCUCCGAACUGCAGCCAGAUUUACAAAAACCUACUAAAACACCCCUAUUUUUGGAGCAAGUGAAUAUUCCCAGGCGUCAAACGGAACAUUUCAAAAGUUCAUCAACCACAGGAGACUAUCAAGUUUCCUCGCGUGUUUGUGAAAAGGAAUCGGUUGCCGCACUACCCGAUUUUCUUCCCUAUUCUCAAAGAACCCAGGGAUCCAUGAAACGUAGUAAG